This is a messenger RNA of Ornithodoros turicata, 570 nucleotides long. RefSeq names its product neurotrimin-like. Gene Ontology annotation, biological process: cell-cell adhesion. Lineage: Eukaryota; Metazoa; Arthropoda; Arachnida; Ixodida; Argasidae. Bases 64 to 534 code for a protein of 156 amino acids. The record is from RefSeq and is a predicted model, not a curated record. The transcript is spliced from 3 exons.
CGCAUCCAGCAUUUCAACUUCCCGAAGAAAGUAGUGGCCGGAGAAACGGUGACAGUCCCAUGUAUGUCCGUUACUGGGCUGUCGAACGUACGGUUUCGAUGGCUCAAAGACGGAGAAGAAAUUCUGCAGACUCCAAAAUCGAAGAUUCGCACUUUCCCGGAGCUUUCAAACCUCAUACUCGGCCCACUCGAAGAAAGCGACAGUGGGAAUUACACCUGCAUGGCGUCACAAGGGGCUCAAAGCGAUUCCUACACUGAUACGUUGCGAGUAUUGGUUCCAGUAAAAUGGGUUCGGGAACCCACCGACGUCUCACUCAAGGAAUAUGACAACGUUACAUUGUCGUGCGAAGCGACUGGCGUGCCCAGGCCGACGGUCACGUGGGAGAAAGAAGGGUCAACAGACAUGCGAAGUGGUCCAACCCUACGCAUUGAAAAAGUGACGAAGGGUGACUCUGGGCGGUACAACUGCAAAGCGGACAAUGGUCUCUCUCAACCGAUCUCGAAAACUGUCAACGUACUUGUGUACGGUAUGUAAACGUGAGAACAUGGUGCCCAUUCACGCUGCAGUUAA